UCUUCAGUAUGUUUAGCAGAUUAAAUGUGUGUGCAUCCAUACAAUUUUCUUCCUGAGACCCUACAUUGCUAUCUGGCAAAAAAGAGGAGAAUAAUCCAGAGAGUAUUGCUUCCACAUGUGAAGUUUUGAGACCUGUGUAAAUUCUGUUUGAUGUGUAAUGCAUAUCUUUCUAUAAUUUCACAAGACACCACACCAACAUAUGAGUUUCGGCCCAGAAAACAUCGUCCUGGGGAGAGCCUGCCAGAAAUGCGGAGGCAAAGGGAGUCCUCUGAAUCGAAAGACACUGAAAAGACGCCUGAAAAGGCAGCUGCAGGCAAAUCCAGCCAAGCACGCAGUGAUGCAGCCACAAGUGCUGACACUACUCCUGUUGAAGAUCUCUUGCGAUCCAUGGAGAAGUUUGUGGGCCUGAAAGAUCUCAAAGUAUACCUUGAGGACUUUGCCAAAUCCAUCUUCAUGCAAAGACUAGUGAAGAACGAGGUCGACACCGGGGGUAUGCACAUGGUGUUUUCGGGAAAUCCGGGAACUGGAAAAACAACUGUUGCCACAGCGCUGACAGGUUUCCUCUACAAGAUCGGGAUAGUAUCGAAAGAACAGCCUGUGGUCGUCCAGAGGGGCGACCUGACCUCGAAGUGGGUGGGGCAUACGUCGGAAAAGACCAGGAAAAAAGUCCAAGCCAGCAAGGGUGGUGUGAUGCUGGUGGACGAAGCCUACCGGUUGGCACAGGCCGACUCCUCAUCAAAGGAUGUGGGCAAGGAGGCGCUUGAGGAAAUCAUGAGUUUUAUGGAAGGUGGUGAUCCCAUCAUGAUUUUCGCAGGCUAUCCCGCGGAGAUGGCUUCAUUGCUGGAUGUCAAUCCAGGACUGAAGUCACGGAUAGCCUACAACUUUGAUUUCCCUGACUUCAAUGUAAAGGAGCUGGCAGACAUCAUGAGGAUGGAAGUGGAAAACAAAGGCCUGCGUUUAACCAGCCAGGCAAACCAGGACCUGGCAACCACAGUAGAAAACAGUUCCACAGAACCACAGAGAUCAAAGAUGAAUGGCAGACUGGCCCGCCAGGUUGUCAAAGAGGCAGAGAGACAUAUGUACGCUCGCUGCUACCCCAAUGACAUCCAGGGAUGCGGGCUUAUCACUCAGGAAGACUUGGAAUACUCCUUCCAAAGGUUCCUGAGUGGUAGGCCAUAAGCCAUUACUUGGUUGUCAAUGGAGUAGCACUGCUUCUAUGAGAACGCCCCAAAUUCCUAACAUUUUGGUAUCAUUUUUUUUGGCUUAGUCUCCCUACCAUUGAAGUCAGGUGAACUAAAUUUUCACAUUUUAUUUCAUAGCUGCAUUAGCGUAAUAUACAGUGAAAUUUGUCCUUUCCCAAAUUUAACCGAACCAGCAACUUUUUGCAACAUUAAAUCAUGAUGGGGUCACCAAAAACAUUUGUCAAUCAUUCUUAGUUGAUUAUUAGUUGAUCAGUUAGUAUGUAUAAUUUAUUAUUACUUUCAUUUCAUCAAUUGUACAUAGUGGAUCAAUCAUGUUUAGUUGAUCCAUACUUUUUUAAUCAAACAGGAAUAGUGAAUUGUUGCCAUUUCAUUUAAAUCAAUCAGGUGUAAUAACUACUUUUUAAUGUGAUCAAUCAGGUCUACUUAUACAUGUACCAAAAAUGCUUUUUCUUGUUUAUCUUGUUUGGCUUCCUCACAGAAAAUUUAUCUUCCA
This is a messenger RNA of Branchiostoma floridae (Florida lancelet), 1695 nucleotides long. RefSeq names its product protein CfxQ homolog. The coding region runs from base 151 to 1179 and encodes 342 amino acids. The record is from RefSeq and is a predicted model, not a curated record. Gene Ontology annotation, molecular function: ATP hydrolysis activity; ATP binding. The transcript is spliced from 5 exons. Lineage: Eukaryota; Metazoa; Chordata; Leptocardii; Amphioxiformes; Branchiostomatidae.